Molecule: messenger RNA, 1473 nt
Organism: Aspergillus steynii IBT 23096
Lineage: Eukaryota; Fungi; Ascomycota; Eurotiomycetes; Eurotiales; Aspergillaceae
Exons: 3
Coding region: 1-1473 (490 amino acids)
Source: RefSeq, a predicted model, not a curated record
AUGGCGUUAGUUCCACAGAGCACGAAAACAGCACUCCAGAAGCAGCUUGAAGUUCUUGCCGAAUUGCUAUCCCCAAUUGACAAGAAUCUCUCCAACACUCUCAAAGAUCUAGGGCGCCGAUUUGAAGGUGAUGCCAGAGCAACUAUCCAAUACUUGAACAAAGCCCUCAAAGAUGUACCUCGCACAGAGGACAAACCAACUCAGAACAGUUCCACCGUCGCUACGCCCAACGAUGCAGUUCGAAAAUACUUUGAACAAUGUAACGGUCUCGAGGAAGACGAAAUAUCACAGCUAAUAGGACUAUUGAAAACAUUUGAGAGAAAAGAGGAUAAAGUCAAGAAACUCACCCUGGCUUAUGAAAAAUACAGAGAAAAUCCGACCGAGUUCUGGACUUCAUUCUCCAAUUUGCAUGCUGGUAAUAGCAUCAAACAGACGGUCAGUGCGAUCGACCAUCAUUCUUCUUCAUCACCGCUGGCUCGCCGACUCCUCUGCAGACGCCUGGCGGCAGAGAUCAACUCAAAAGCUCAAGAACUUGAAACCCAAGGACAUACAUUAAAACGUGGUAUGUCAUAUCGCGAUUUGGCAUUUCAAUUAAGUGUUGGCGGGGACUGGAAGAAACAUAGCUCGAAGCUGCGAGAGGGAGAACGAUGGUUGUGUCUAGAUCCUGGUGUACUAGUUGCUAUCAAGGAACCAAACUGGAGAAGUUGGGCCCGUAUGAGGACAAUCGGCAUCCGUGCUAUUAACAAUUAUCUCAAAAAUGAUCCAUUGACCUCUACUUAUCAGGGCAUUUCGACGCCUAUACAAGCAAUUCAAGAUUGCUUUGGCUCUACCGUACAAAAUUGCAUAACGCCUACGCCUUCUCUGACACUUUCGGAUUCCCAAGGAUCAAGUCAUCUGGUUCCACCCGUGUCCUUGAAUCAUUGUGAGGCUCGGACGAAACGGCGACGUAUUUGCCAAGCUUCAGAUGGGGAUUCACGCGAUGGCCACCAGAUGCGCGGGUGCCAACCUCGCAUAGAAGAUGAACCCCCAGGGGAUAGGGAAGAAGGUACCGAGUCGGUCGAAAUGCAUUUGUUGGGACUCGUGGAGGGCACUACUGGCAAUAUACCUUCCCAGCAGGGGGGUCCCCUUGAUUUCUCGUGUGGCAUAGAAGGUGCUCCGCAAGUAUCUCAUCCAACACACCGGAUCGUCGACAACAGUCUCCUACCGCAAACAGUGGAGCAAACAGCGAUACACGAGAGAGACACAGCUCAGAGUUUCCUUACACCAGAAGCAGAUCAGGGAUCAGUGCGUAGUGGAAGGGCAAUCCCGUCACUUAAUUCGCAAGAUCUCUCUGGCGGAGAUCUUACGAGUCGGCACCCGUUUCCCAAUUCUGACCCGUGCUGGAAUUUCCCAAACUUUGACUCCGGCUGGACACAAUAUACCUGGCUAUCCCCUUUUUCCAACUCAGAUCCGAACUUCUUCUAUAGUUAUUAA